Trichobilharzia regenti is the source of this 342-nucleotide messenger RNA. The record is from the annotation of a GenBank genome assembly. NCBI's taxonomy places the organism in Eukaryota, Metazoa, Platyhelminthes, Trematoda, Strigeidida, Schistosomatidae.
UCUAUGCUUAGAAAGUUUUCAUGGAUAGGACAGUACAUGUAUUUCAAGAGCUUUGUUCUAAUCCAGUAUAAAACGAACUUAGUCAGAACACCGUUCAAUAGAGCACGAAAAAUUUGUUCUGACAGUACUAUUGAACAUGAAAUAAAAUCUUUCAAGGAUAUUUUAUCUAAGAAUGGAUAUCCUCAGAAGUUCAUUAAUAAAUACUCUAAAGAAAUUAGCUCCUGCAAAACAAUCCAAACAGUUCCAAAGAAACCUGUCUAUAUCAGUUUACAUUCAAAGGAGAUGAUGUUUACAAGAAGUAGUCAAACGAAGACUCGAUAAAGCCAUCAAGAGAACUUAUUA